AUAGCAUUUUAUGUACUGAUUGUAGCAAGUCUCAAAUUAAGUAAACGGGUAAACUUCGCGGAGAAAUAGGAACAAUGGGUAUUUGAAAGUAAAUCACAAUAUUGUAGGAGUUAGCUAGGAAAGUGGAAAUUCCGAUUUAUAAAUUGUUUUAAGUGCGAAAAAAAAGAUUUCCGCAAGGGGAAGUGAAAACUACGUCAGCUCAGCAGUCAUGAAUGAUUCCAAAGCAGCUGGCGCAAAUACGAAUGAUCUGGCUUCAAGUACUGGUCAGGUUCAAUUUAGUGGCUUGGGCAGUAACGUUGGUCAAAGCAGUGCAAGCAAGAGUCCGCAAAGUGAGUCAAAAACGCCAGAUAUGCAGAAAAAAAUCGAAAAUGCUCAAAACAAACAGAUCCGUCUACCUAUUGAGGGCAUGACUUGCCAGAGUUGCGUAAGGAAUAUAGAGGGAGCAAUAAAGCAAAAACCAGGAAUUUUAAAUGUGCGUGUGGUUCUAGAAGAGAACGCUGGUUAUUUCGACUACAACUCAGAGCAGACAAAACCUUCAAAAAUUGCCUUUGAAAUAGAAGAAAUGGGAUUUGAUUGCCCGUAUAAGUCUCCUGAGGCAGAUGGCGUAGAAAGGGCUAUGGGUGGUGGUAACAGUGGUAUAUCUAAAACACAGAUUCGCAUCGUUGGAAUGACCUGCAAUUCUUGUAUACGCAGUAUUGAGGGGAAUAUAAGUUCGAAGUCUGGUAUAUUUAAUAUAUGUGUAAGUUUAGAGGAUAUGCGCGCUACUGUUGAGUACGAUUCCACCCGAAUAACUCCCACGGAAAUUGCUGAAAUAAUUGACGACAUGGGCUUCGAAGCGGGUGUAUUAGAAGAGGAUAAGGAAGGUAUUGUAGUUAGUGCCCCCACGAACAUAUCAAAGCGUAGUUCAAUAUCCCCGCAGAAGCAACAGGUAGCAAAUGAACUGCCUGCAAGCAAUUUAACAAACGAGUACGCUAAGGUGUCCGUUGACGAGGCACUAACGAAAUGCUUCCUACAUAUACGUGGCAUGACGUGCGCCAGUUGUGUGGCAACUAUUGAGAAGCACUGCCGGAAGAUUUACGGGUUAGACAGCAUACUUGUGGCACUUCUCGCCGCAAAGGCAGAGGUGAAGUUCAAUGCAACUGUCUUGACGGCAGAAAACAUUGCAAAAUCAAUCACGGAGCUGGGAUUUCCCUCAGAAAUUAUUGAUGAACCCGAUAGUGGAGAAACAGAGGUAGAGAUUAAAAUCGCGGGCAUGACAUGUGCGUCUUGUGUGAACAAAAUCGAAACACAUGUGCGGAAAGUGAAAGGCGUUACUGCAGCUACCGUUACAUUAAUGACUCAAAGAGGCAAGUUCCGGUAUAAUACCGACCUGACUGGACCGCGCAGCAUUUGCGAAGCAAUCGAAAAGCUCGGCUUCCAAGCUCACAUGCUCAAUGGCAGAGACAAGUUGACGCAUGGGUACCUGCAGCACAAAGAAGAGAUUACCAAAUGGCGCAAUGCCUUCUUGGUUUCUCUGAUUUUUGGUGGCCCGUGCAUGGUUGCCAUGAUAUACUUCAUGGUAGAGAUGAGUGAUAAGGGACAUGCGGCUAUGUGUUGUCUUGUUCCCGGAUUAUCAAUGGAGAACUUGGUUAUGUUUCUUCUUUCGACGCCAGUUCAGUUCUUCGGGGGCUGGCAUUUUUACGUACAGUCUUUUCGCGCAAUCCGGCAUGGUACCACCAACAUGGAUGUGCUGAUCUCAAUGGUCACUACUAUAUCGUAUCUCUAUUCUGUGGCGGUGGUAAUAGCAGCUGUGUUGAUGGAGCAAAACUCUUCACCAUUAACAUUUUUCGAUACACCGCCCAUGCUGCUGAUUUUCAUAUCUCUAGGUCGCUGGUUGGAGCAUAUUGCGAAGGGAAAAACUUCGGAGGCCCUCUCUAAACUAUUAUCAUUGAAGGCGGCUGAGGCGCUGUUGGUCGAUGUGACACCUGACUUUGAAAUAAAAUCGGAGAAGGUGAUACCGGUGGACUACGUACAGCGUGGUGACAUUCUAAAAGUUAUACCUGGUGCCAAAGUUCCCGUGGACGGCAAAGUACUUUACGGUCACUCUACUUGCGAUGAAAGCCUCAUUACGGGCGAGUCAAUGCCAGUGGCCAAACGCAAAGGUGCAGUCGUCAUUGGCGGCUCGAUUAACCAGAAUGGUGCAUUGCUGAUAUCAGCGACGCACACGGGCGAGAAUACGACAUUGUCACAGAUCGUUCGUUUGGUCGAGGAAGCACAAACUUCCAAGGCUCCCAUACAACAGUUGGCCGAUCGUAUUGCUGGAUAUUUUGUGCCCUUCGUUGUGGUGGUAUCCACCAUUACGCUGAUUGGUUGGCUGAUAGCUGGCUUCAUACGGCCGGGCCUCGUGCCGGUAGCAAUGGAGCACAAAAUGCAUAUGGACUCAAAUGCAAUUGUCAUAGGCAACGCUUUCAAGUGUGCUUUAAGCGUGUUGGCGAUUGCGUGUCCUUGCGCCUUGGGUCUGGCUACUCCGACUGCCGUAAUGGUAGCCACUGGUACGGGAGCUAUCAACGGAGUACUGGUUAAAGGUGCUACAGCAUUAGAGAAUGCUUGUAAGGUGAAGACUGUUGUCUUCGACAAAACUGGUACCAUAACGCACGGCAUGCCGAUGACUUCAAAACUAGUUAUGUUUGUCAAACCCGCAGUCUGCAGCUUGGCACGUGCACUUACUAUUAUUGGUGCUGCUGAGUCGAACAGUGAACACCCAAUAGCUUCUGCAAUCGUCCGUUUCUCCAAAGAUAUGCUAGGUUUACAAACAUUUGGCAAGACACAAAAUUUCUUCGCUGUGCCGGGCUGUGGCAUUAAAGUAACAGUAGUGCAGUAUGAGCAACCUUUGCGGCAGGCCUGUAAUGCUGAGAAGAUCAUUAACUGCGAGAAUAACUAUCGAUCCAAUUCAAACUCGGAUCAUACGGAAAACGGCGCUAAAAUUGAAGAGCUUAUACCGCAGUUGCAGACUCGCAAAUCCAUGGAGGUGCAGCAACAGCAGUGCCUACUGCAAUUAGACGAAACCUUACAUGAGUCUGCAGAAAUCUCUGAAGAAGUCUCAACUGUGCUGGGCGGCGAGAUAAAUGUGCUAAUUGGCAAUCGUGAAUGGAUGCAUCGCAACGCGAUACUGGUGCCAAACGAAAUCGACAACUGCAUGAGCGAGGAAGAGUCGAAAGGCCACACAGCUGUCUUGUGUGCCUUGAAUGGUCAGCUGAUUUGCAUGUAUGGUGUGUCGGACAUGGUCAAACCCGAGGCGCAUCUAGCUGUUUACACGUUAAAAAAAAUGGGCAUCAACGUGAUCCUACUCACCGGCGACAACGAAAACACAGCUGCAAGUAUAGCUCGACAGGUUGGCAUUAAACGAAUUUUCGCUGAGGUCUUGCCAUCACACAAAGUGGCUAAAAUUCAACUCAUACAAGAAAGCGGAGUACGUGUCGCAAUGGUUGGUGACGGCGUCAAUGAUAGCCCCGCUCUGGCACAAGCCGACGUCGGCAUUGCAAUUGCGGCGGGUACUGACGUAGCGGCUGAAGCAGCUGAUGUGGUGUUAAUGCGUAACGACCUGCUAGACGUGGUGGCCUGCCUGGACCUGUCGCGGCGCACCGUGCGCCGCAUUAGGUACAACUUCCUGUUCGCCAGCAUGUACAACCUACUUGGUAUACCGCUGGCGUCGGGCAUAUUUGCACCGCUCGGCUUCACGCUGCAGCCGUGGAUGGCAUCAGUGGCAAUGGCGGCCAGCUCAGUAUCAGUGGUAUGCUCAUCUUUAAUGCUGAAAUGGUAUCGCAAACCCUCGGCUGCUUCGCUGCGCACGCCCGACUACAUGAAACAUUUGGCACAGGAGCGCGACAAUGAACUCGAACCCGACCAGCUAUCAUUGCAUCGCGGCUUGGAAGACUUGCCACGCCCCAAGCUAAAUCGCUCCAAUAGUUCGCUUUUGUCGCGAAUAUUCCUGCAAGGUAGCGUUAGCCGUUACGACCACAAUGAGGGUAGCUUGCUGGAUGCAGAAAGCAGUGAAUUUUCUCCGAAAAUAGUAAAGACGAAAAACAUCAAGAACGUGACUGAAAUACAGAAGCUGUAGGGCGACAAAAGACAUGUGCUUAUCAUUUAUCCGUAGACGGUGAAGUGUAAAAUUUGUUUUUGUUAUUUUAAAUGUUUAUAUAUGUAUAUCUGUGAAGCAUGUAAAUUGUAGGAAUAAGAAGCGCUCCGCAGUGCUGAGAUGUUACCAAUUUUGAUUGGGCCUUUAUUCUGCGCUAUUAAAUCAAAUUACUGUUAUGUUUAUACUAUGCAUAAAUGAAUGUGCAUUUACUGUGAAAAUAUGAAAAUAUGUGAGUGAAUACACAGCUGUACUAAAUUAAUGGGUGAACACUAUUUUUCGAAGAACAAUUAAUCACUAAAAAAAAAAAACCUUAAAGGUCUGACAAGCAGUAGCAUUAUGUAAUAUACGCAAAUGUACGCAAUUGUUAUAAAAUAUUAUUUCAAAACCUUUUUUAUAUAUUAUAUAUACACAUACUAUAUACAUACAUUCUUAAUCCCCAAAUCGAUUUAGAAUAAAGACCCUAUAUCAGCGAAAAGUACUCAAAUGAAA
Anastrepha ludens (Mexican fruit fly) is the source of this 4603-nucleotide messenger RNA. It is a transcript of the gene ATP7, whose product is annotated as copper-transporting ATPase 1. NCBI's taxonomy places the organism in Eukaryota, Metazoa, Arthropoda, Insecta, Diptera, Tephritidae. The record is from RefSeq and is a predicted model, not a curated record. Gene Ontology annotation, molecular function: ATP hydrolysis activity; copper ion binding; P-type divalent copper transporter activity. The transcript has 4 exons. Gene Ontology annotation, cellular component: trans-Golgi network; perinuclear region of cytoplasm; membrane. Bases 209 to 4096 code for a protein of 1295 amino acids. Gene Ontology annotation, biological process: copper ion homeostasis; monoatomic cation transport.